Zasmidium cellare ATCC 36951 is the source of this 1929-nucleotide messenger RNA. RefSeq lists its product as uncharacterized. The record is from RefSeq and is a predicted model, not a curated record. The transcript has 4 exons. Lineage: Eukaryota; Fungi; Ascomycota; Dothideomycetes; Mycosphaerellales; Mycosphaerellaceae. The coding region runs from base 1 to 1929 and encodes 642 amino acids. Gene Ontology annotation, cellular component: nucleus.
AUGUCACCAGACCAAUGCGCGCACACCAUCGGCCAGGCCUUGAUCACGGGCCACGACAAAGACGUCGACGGCGAGCCGCUGGUGGAGUUUGCGGCUUCGCCUGUGCCGAGAUACACGCCUAUGCCUAUCCCGGUCAGGAUGUCGAGUGCUAGGACGGGACUGGUUGGUGAGCAAGAUGAAUGUGCGGGUGAGGGGCAGAAUGGUAGCUGUGCGAGCGAGAGUGGGAAGCAUGUCGAUGAGGCUGAUGGGGCGUCUUUUAAUUUGGAGGGGCUUGAGGAGGAGGGGAGUGGAGGGCAGGCGAGCUCAACGGCCGCGGUCCAGCAACAACAACAGCUUCCUGCUCUGCAGAACCCACUGGCCGACAAAUGUGACGUACCACACACCGAGCUCAACAACGUCGACGACCCUGACUGUUGGGACGUGAUCAAGUCCACUCACCAGGAACAGCUCAACGGAGUAUACUCCCUCGAAGAGCGAGCCUCACAACUCUACAGCAGCGAACACCUCAGCCUGAUCCUCGACGACCCCAAAUUCCGGCUCAAAUUCUCCAACUUCCUCCGCAAACACCGCCCCUGGAGACUCCCCGUCCUCGCCUUCUACUGGAAAGCCUACAAAGCCCUCAAAGCCCUCCACUACACCAACUCGCUCAUCGACGCCCUCUCCGCGAGCACCCCGACAUCUCGAACCACCUUCGCCAUCCCAACCCACGCCGCGAGCCCAGACCUCAUCGCCGUCUCCCACCAAGCCUUCGAAGAACUCCGCCGCGAAGACCUGCACUACUACAUCUCGCACGCCUACAUCACCAUCGUCUCCGCCGUCGUCCACCGCCGCAUCACGGGCAACCUCUCCGCGCACCUGCGCGAAACUUCGCACGGCCUCGCCGAGGUCUUCUGCAUCACCGACCCGUCGCGCCCCAACAAUCCCAUCAUCCUCGCCUCGCAGGAGUUCACGCGCCACUCGGGCUGCGCGCUGAAUUACAUCUUGGGCCGCAACUGUAAUUUCAUGCAGGGCCCUGGGACCACGAUGGAUUCGAGGAGGCGCUUUGCGGUGACGUGUCAGGAGGGACGGGAUCAUACGGAGAUUUUUGUGAAUUAUCGUAGGGAUGGGAGUCCGUUUUUGAGUUUGGUUAUGAAUGCGCCGUUGUUGGAUAGUCGAGGGAACGUCCGCUACUUCCUAGGCGCCCAGGUGGACGUCUCCGGCCUCCUGAAAGAAUGCAGCGGCAUGGCGAGUCUACGAAAACUGAUCGAGCAGCAACAACAGCCACCACCACCCUCUCCCAACGCACAAUCUCACGAAUCACCAACCCAACAACCCCUCGACCCCCACCGCGAAAUCAAAGCCCUCAGCCAGCUCUUCAACGCCGAGGAACUCGACAUCAUCCGCAUGCACGGCGGGUACUUGCUCCAAGGAUCGCACUACGUGCACACGACCACCUCCGACGCAGGACCCGCCACGACCAGCAAAGCGCCCCGGCGGGUGCUGAUCGAAGACGGGGUGGGGGAUGGGUUCGAUGAGGCGAAGAGACCCGCCGCUGCGGAGCCUGGCGUGGCGCCGAAGAACCCCGUCGAGAACCAGACGGCGGGGAGUCUCGAGGGCGUGUACAAACACUACCUCCUCGUCCGCCCGCACCCCUCCCUCCGGAUCCUCUUCGUCUCGCCGCGCCUGCGCUGCCCAGGAAUGCUGCAGUCGCACUUCCUGCACCACAUCAGCGGGCGGCUGCGGCAGGAUCUGGAGGUGGCGUUUCGCGAGGGAAAUGCCGUGACGGCGAAGGUCAAGUGGUUGGAUGUUGUGGAUGAGCGAGGGGGCGGGGAGGAGGAGGGAAGGACGAGAUGGGUGCAUUGUACGCCGUUGAUGCAUUAUGAGGAGAGGAUUGGGUUGUGGAUGGUGGUUGUUGUGGGUGAGGAGGAGGUGGAGGAGGGGGUUGUGUAG